UUUUCGGUCUCUUCUCGCUCGGGCUCGAGUCGUGGAAAAGACUUGGAGAACGGUUGGAAGGUUCAACGCGCUGCCGCCUGCAACUGCGAAGGCUUCAAAGAAGAUGGCUGACUCCUUACCCUUGCUUCUUAUAGCUCCUGGCAUAGUCUGACAUCUGGCGUUCCGAUGAUCGAAAGAUAGAGAAAGAUUGGGUUUUUUGGCUGAUUGAUUGUCGAAUCUCAGCUGUUUGUGGGGAUAUUGGAUUUGAACGUGCGUCCAAGUUGGGAUCUUUUGUUUUCUUUGGGCAUUUUUUUGGUUUGUUCUGGGCUCUUUGUUCUUUUCUUUUCCUUUUUAUUCUUGGACAUGGGAGCUCUGUUCUUUUGUUAUUCCUGCUGAUUGGGGGUUAUUAGGAAUUUUCUCUUGGUUAGAGCUAGCCUUUUUUGUUUAUAAAGUCCAGUUUUUGCUGUUCAUUUGAGUAUUUUCGGGUGCUUCAGCUGCUGAAGUGAUUGUGAUUUGAGAUAUUCCUCUCUCCUUCUCCCUUAAUUUUUUGAUUCUGUGUCCCUGAUUCAGUGGGUCUCUUUGGAGAUUAGAUUGUUGUGCUUUAAUUUCCUAUCACUCCAUUCGCUGCAAACUGGUAGUGACUUCGUUGCUUGGGACUUGACUAUAAGAGAUGGCUAGAGGGAGAAGAAGCAAGUUUCGUGUUAGUAAAUUAUACAGCUUUGCAUGUGGUAGGUCGGGGUUCAAAGAAGACCACUCUCAGAUCGGAGGCCCGGGCUUCUCCCGAGUAGUCUAUGCCAAUGACCCGGAUUUCGAAGAUGCCAUCAACCUAAACUAUGCAUCUAACUCUGUCUCCACCACCAAGUAUACAUGGGCUACCUUCAUUCCUAAGUCCUUGUUUGAGCAGUUCAGGAGGGUUGCCAACAUAUACUUUCUGAUCACCGCAUGUCUCUCUUUCACCGCCUUGGCUCCUUACAGUGCUGGGAGUGCAAUUCUCCCGCUGAUUGUGGUGAUUGGAGCAACCAUGGUGAAGGAGGCCAUUGAAGAUUGGAGGCGCAGCCAGCAGGAUUCUGAGGUGAACAAUCGAAAAGUUAAAGUGUGCCGUCAGGAUGGUAACUUUGAUUAUACAGAAUGGAAGAAGCUGAGAGUUGGGGAUAUAGUGAAGGUGGAGAAGGAUGAAUUUUUCCCUGCCGACCUCAUUUUGCUUUCAUCCAGUUAUCCAGAUGCAGUAUGUUAUGUCGAGACCAUGAACCUUGAUGGAGAAACAAAUUUGAAAUUGAAGCAAGCAUCGGAGGCAACCUCAGGUUUACAAGCUGAUUCUAGCUUCCUAGAUUUUCAAGCAGUAAUCAGAUGUGAGGAUCCAAAUGCAAGUCUCUACUCUUUUGUUGGAAGCAUGGAACUGAAGGACGAGCAGUACCCUCUCUCACCUCAGCAGCUUCUGCUUCGGGACUCUAAGCUGCGCAACACUGAUUACAUAUAUGGGGCUGUUAUUUUCACAGGUCAUGAUACGAAAGUCAUGCAAAAUGCCACAGAUCCACCAUCCAAAAGGAGCAAAAUUGAAAGAAAAUUGGAUAAAAUCAUUUACCUCCUCCUAGCUGCUGUGGUCUUGAUUUCGACUAUUGGCUCAAUUUUCUUUGGCAUUGCAACCCAUGAUGACUUACAAGAUGGCAAGAUGAAGAGAUGGUACCUCAGACCAGAUGACACUACAAUCUUCUAUGAUCCUAACAAAGCAGCUAUUGCAGCAAUAUUGCACUUUUUGACAGCAAUGAUGCUGUAUAGUUACUUCAUCCCCAUCUCUCUGUAUGUAUCCAUAGAGAUUGUCAAGGUGUUGCAAGCUGUUUUCAUCAACCAAGAUAUUCAAAUGUAUCAUGAGGAAUCAGACAGACCUGCUCAUGCUCGUACAUCGAACCUGACGGAGGAACUUGGUCAAGUUGACACAAUUCUCUCGGACAAGACUGGAACCCUGACUUGCAAUUCAAUGGAGUUCAUUAAAUGCUCCAUCGCUGGGACUGCUUAUGGACAUGGAGUCACAGAGAUUGAGAGAGCAAUGGCUAGAAGAAAAGGAUCCCCAAUAGUUACUGAGCAAGAUAACGAAGAACACAAAGAAAAUCACGCUGAUGCUAAAUCUGCAAUUAAAGGGUUUAAUUUUAAGGAUGGACGUCUCAUGUAUGGGAAUUGGGUUAAUGAGCCUCGUGCUGAUGCUAUCCAGAAAUUUUUUCGGCUGUUAGCAAUCUGCCAUACUUGCAUACCUGAAGAAGAUGAAGAGUCAGGGAAGAUAUCAUAUGAAGCCGAGUCGCCCGAUGAGGCUGCCUUUGUUGUUGCAGCAAGGGAACUGGGAUUUGAGUUUUGUGAGAGGACACAGACAAGCAUCUCCGUGCAUGAACUGAAUCCCAUGUCAGGCAAGAUAGUUGAAAGGUCAUAUAAGCUCCUAAAUAUCUUGGAGUUCAAUAGUUCUCGGAAGCGGAUGUCUGUGAUAGUUCGAGAUGAGGAGGGGAAAUUGCUACUACUCAGCAAAGGUGCUGACAGUGUUAUGUUUGAAAGGCUUGCAAAGAAUAGAAUGGAUUUCGAGGAAAAAACCAAGGAACAUGUGAACGAGUAUGCUGAUGCAGGUUUAAGGACCUUGGUUCUUGCAUAUCGUGAACUUGAUGAAGAAGAAUACACGACUUUCAACAAAAGGUUUACAGCAGCCAAGACUUCAGUUAGUGCUGAUAGAGAUGAAAAAAUUGAGGAAGCUGCUGACAUGAUAGAGAGAGAUUUGGUUCUUCUUGGUGCCACUGCUGUUGAAGACAAACUACAACUCGGGGUACCUGAGUGCAUUGACAAACUUGCACAAGCUGGAAUCAAGAUAUGGGUACUGACUGGUGACAAGAUGGAGACAGCCAUCAAUAUAGGCUUCGCGUGUAGUCUACUAAGACAAGGAAUGAAGCAGAUAAUCAUCACUUUGGAUACACCAGAAAUUAUAGGGUUGGAGAAAGCAGGAAACAAGGAUGCUAUUGCUAAGGCAUCAAAAGAGAGUGUUGUCCAUCAGAUAAAUGAGGGAAGGAAACUUAUCAGUUCAUCAAAUACUGAAUCAUUUGCUUUGAUCAUUGAUGGGAAGUCACUUACAUAUGCUUUGGAAGAUGAUGUGAAGGACAUGUUCUUACAGCUGGCAAUUGGCUGUGGAUCAGUUAUAUGCUGCCGUUCUUCACCCAAACAGAAAGCCCUGGUCACACGACUUGUAAAAACUGGCACUCAUAAAGUCACAUUAGCAAUUGGUGAUGGCGCCAAUGAUGUGGGCAUGCUUCAAGAAGCAGACAUAGGGGUUGGUAUCAGUGGUGCUGAAGGAAUGCAGGCGGUCAUGUCGAGUGAUGUCGCCAUUGCUCAGUUCAGAUUUCUAGAGCGACUGCUACUUGUGCAUGGACAUUGGUGUUAUAGGAGGAUCUCAUCAAUGAUAUGCUAUUUCUUCUACAAGAACAUCACAUUUGGUCUCACGCUAUUCAUGUAUGAGGCAUAUGCGUCAUUCUCUGGGCAACCUGCAUAUAAUGAUUGGUUCCUGUCAUUAUAUAACGUCUUCUUCACAUCACUCCCUGUGAUUGCUUUGGGAGUAUUCGACCAGGAUGUUUCUCCUCGAUUUUGCCUUAAGUUCCCCAUGCUCUACCAAGAAGGUGUACAAAAUGUUCUCUUCAGCUGGACCCGACUUCUUGGUUGGAUGUUCAAUGGCAUCUUGAAUGCCAUCACAAUCUUCUUCUUUUGCAUCAGUGCCUUCCAGUACCAGGCCUUCCGUGAAGGUGGUGAGGUUGUGGGCUAUGAAGUCCUGGGGGCCACCAUGUGCAGUUGCGUGGUCUGGGUUGUGAACUGCCAAAUGGCACUCUCUGUCGGCUUCUUCACUUUGAUACAGCACAUUUUCAUCUGGGGUGGCAUUGCUCUUUGGUACCUGUUCCUCCUGGCCUAUGGAGCCAUCACCCCUACCAUAUCAACCACUGCCUUCAUGGUAUUCGUUGAGGCGCUGGCUCCUGCACCUUCUUAUUGGAUUUUGACACUCUUCGUGGUGAUUGCCACCCUCAUCCCCUACUUCACUUAUUCUGCAAUUCAGAUUCGCUUCUUCCCCAUGUACCAUAACAUGGUUCAGUGGAUGCGGUGGGAGGGGCGAGCAGAUGAUCCCGAGUACUGCCAAGUGGUGCGCCAGAGGUCGGUGAGGCCGACGACAGUUGGUGUCUCUGCCCGCCUCGAUAAAGCUACUCAGUUAAUAACUAGGAGAGUCCACCAUGCAGUUCCCUCACCAUGACAGUUUUUCUUGUCUGAGUCCAUUGCUCAUUGUACAGUUACACUGUCGGCUUGCUGCUUCUCAGAGAGAUUCAUGUCGAACCAGCUCCUUGGCAUAUAGAUGGUCGGUUAAUAAAUGAAGAAAGUAGGCUUGGAGUUUGCUUCCCAUGUGCGGACAGCAUUCUCUCAAGUCUUUUAUGUUCGGAUGCAGGGUACUGAUGUUGUGUAAUUUGAUCCUCACAUGAUCAGAAGUGAAUACCAUAGAAGAGUUGUAAAUUUUGAAUACCGGCCAUUUUUUGGUCACAUUGAUUUAUUUAUUUUGUAUCUCUAUAUUUGCAUAGUAGAAAUUAUAGAAAGUUUCCUUUUCAUCAAA
Molecule: messenger RNA, 4591 nt
Organism: Elaeis guineensis (African oil palm)
Lineage: Eukaryota; Viridiplantae; Streptophyta; Magnoliopsida; Arecales; Arecaceae
Product: putative phospholipid-transporting ATPase 9
Biological process (GO): phospholipid translocation
Cellular component (GO): plasma membrane
Molecular function (GO): magnesium ion binding; ATP binding; ATPase-coupled intramembrane lipid carrier activity
Source: RefSeq, a predicted model, not a curated record